AUGUCAGAAACACUACGGUUUGGUGAUGGUGUUACAAGAGAGAACAAAAAACUAAAGCGCAAGAUGGAUGAUGCUAACAUUGAUGCUGAUUCAGAUGUGUUACUAUCUCUGAGUGUAGGAGGAGGUGGAAGUGGAAGAUCUUCAUUCAAACCCCUCAAGAGUCAUGAGGAGCAAAGGGAAUAUCCAUGUAAGUUUUGCAACAAGAAGUUUCCAAGUUCUCAAGCCUUGGGAGGACACCAAAAUGCCCAUAGGCGAGAAAGGGUGCUUUCAAGAAUUGAAAAGGAAAUUCAAUUAAGAACUUUUGGACUUGGUGUUCAUCACUUUUUUCCAUACUCAAAUCAUCAUCAAUAUCCAUUCAUUGUCGCAGGGUCAUCACCUCUUUAUCAUGGAGUUGGAUGGCCUCAAUUUGUUUCACCUGCAAUCUAUGGCAACUCAAUUGGGAUGAUCAUUAACUCUGCUUGGCCUACUCAAACUCCAUUGAAUAAUAAUGUGGGAUUUGAAAAUUAUCAACAUAAUGAUCACCUGCAGGUUCCUUCGUUUAAUGUUGCUCUUAACAGUCAUGUCGUAAUGGUAAAUAACAAUCAUUACGAGCCUAAUGACAACCAAAAUUCAUCCUCAUUUCCUGAUUCAUCCUUCAAGCUUUAG
Messenger RNA from Medicago truncatula (barrel medic), 645 nucleotides. Its product is annotated as zinc finger protein 3. The transcript has a single exon. Bases 1 to 645 code for a protein of 214 amino acids. Gene Ontology annotation, biological process: negative regulation of abscisic acid-activated signaling pathway. NCBI's taxonomy places the organism in Eukaryota, Viridiplantae, Streptophyta, Magnoliopsida, Fabales, Fabaceae. The record is from RefSeq and is a predicted model, not a curated record.